AAUAAAAACUGGAUGGAAAAAUUUUUCCUCCUCACAUUUACCUCAGAUCCCAGUCUCGCAGACAGCUCCCUCUCCUUCCUCUCUCUCCAAGACACCAUGAUACAAUUAAGGACUUUAAUUUUCACAUUCGUCGUGCUCCUGUGGACACUAUGUUCUGCAGCAAAGGUCGAAUACAUGGAAGCAAGAAAACUCAAGAGAGACAUUGUAAACCUUGCGGACUAUGGCUUCCAACAAGACAAAGACUCUGACUCGGCAUCUCCAGCAACCGCCGAGUUACCCACAUGUCUCCUGUGCGUUUGCCUGACUGGAUCAGUUUAUUGUGAGGAGGUUUCCCCUGAAAUGUCAUCAGUUCCAGCGCUGCCAAAGGAAACGGCGUACCUCUACGCUCGCUUCAACAAAAUCACAAGAAUACGCAAUAAAGACUUUGCAGAUAUGGCCACAUUAAGGAGAAUCGACCUAACUGGGAAUCUCAUCACCGAGAUAGAAGACGGCGCCUUUUCCAGACUUCCUAAUCUGGAGGAGCUCACCCUCGCGGAUAACAGACUGACCAAACUCCCAAUGCUUCCCAACGGUCUGGUCACAUUCAAUGCCAAUUUCAACAGGCUUAAAACGCAGGGUGUAAAGGCAAACGCUUUCAAAAAACUCACCAGACUGGCUUAUCUUUACCUGGGAAACAAUGAACUGACAGGAGUGCCACACCUCCCAGAGUCUCUGCACGUCGUGCACCUGCAUAACAACAAGAUCUCCACAAUAACAGAUGAGACGUUCUGCAAAGGUAACACCAGUUACUACAUCCGGAGCAACAUGGACCAGGUGAGGCUGGACGGGAACCCGGUGAAGCUGUCGCAGCACCCCAACAGCUUUGUGUGUCUGCAGACUCUUCCUGUCGGAUGGUACAACUGAGAGAUCACUCAAGCAUCCGUUAGACAGACGUAAACCUAGGGCUGGAUGUUCUGUGUUAACUGAAGGGUGCAAAAAGGAAAAGAAAAAUACCAUUUAGAAAAUGCGGUUUUCAACUUAUCUUUUAUAUAUUUAAAUCUAACAGUAACAGUACAGUUCAACACAGUGUGGCCGAGACGGAAAAUAAAAAAAUAUGAUAAAAAGA
This is a messenger RNA of Solea solea (common sole), 1105 nucleotides long. RefSeq names its product mimecan-like. NCBI's taxonomy places the organism in Eukaryota, Metazoa, Chordata, Actinopteri, Pleuronectiformes, Soleidae. Gene Ontology annotation, molecular function: protein binding. The coding region runs from base 13 to 903 and encodes 296 amino acids. The record is from RefSeq and is a predicted model, not a curated record. The transcript has 6 exons.